CUCAAGACCCAAUGGCAGACGCAAUCCGAAUAUCAACUCGCUCGCAAUUCACGUCUACGCGAAAUGAUCCACAGCAUUGACAAGGACGUGCCCCGAACAGAUCGCCACCUGCCAGAAUUCAAAUACGAGGAUUCAGCAGGCCUCACGGCCGUCCGCGAGCUUCUUCUCGCCUACCUCAUGCUGAACUUUGACCUCGGUUACGUUCAGGGUAUGAAUGAUAUCGCAUCAGCCCUUUGGCUUGUAUUUCGGGAUGAAGCCUUGACUUUCUGGGCCUUUGCACACUGGAUGGAGGACCUCGAACCGCUCUAUGCUUUUGAUCAGCAUGGCAUUGAAAACCAGUUGAAGCUCGUGUCCACGUUGGUUCGGUUUGUGGACCCCCACCUUAUGCAUCAGCUUGAGCGAGCCAAUUCCACCCAUUUUCUGUUUUGCUUGCGCUGGCUCCUGGUCUUUUUCAAACGCGACUUUGACGUCUCUGGUGCACGUAAAAUUUGGGAGGUGCGUGGU
This is a messenger RNA of Monosiga brevicollis MX1, 504 nucleotides long. RefSeq lists its product as uncharacterized. NCBI's taxonomy places the organism in Eukaryota, Choanoflagellata, Craspedida, Salpingoecidae. The record is from RefSeq and is a predicted model, not a curated record. The transcript has 2 exons. Gene Ontology annotation, biological process: activation of GTPase activity. The annotation marks the transcript as partial. Gene Ontology annotation, molecular function: GTPase activator activity.